GAAAGUGUCAAACCGUCAGAGACUAAAACCUCCAGAUCUGAGAGGAGUCCAGCCCGAGAGGAGCAGCUGGUUCUGAUCCAGAUCAUCCAGGACCACGAGGAGCUCUGAUAUCCAGAGAGGAGGAGGAAGAGGAGGAGGAGGAGGAGCCACCAGGCCGACUGGACGAUGGAGGGAAGACGUGUUCUGCAGCUGCUCUGUCUGACCUUCACUCUCAUCUCCACCACUCGACCGUCUCCUCCAGCAGGACUGACUGUGAGUCCCAGCAGAUCUCAGUUCCUUCAAGGAGACUCAGUGUCUCUGAGCUGUGAGGAGGACGGAUGGACAGUCUGGAGGAAGACCAGCUGCAGACAGAGGAGUUCAUGUGAAGACUGGUGGGGAGAACCUGCUGGUUCCUCAUGUAGAAUCAGUGACAUGUUCCCCCUGGACAGUGGAGUUUACUGGUGUGAGUCCAGAGAGGGAGCAGCUGGAAGCAGCAUCAACAUCACUGUAGCUGAUACAGUGGUCCUCCAGAGUCCAGUCCUCCCUGUGAUGGAGGGACAGGACGUCACUCUGGGUUGUAGAACCAGCGCUCCCUCCACCCUCUCAGCUAGUUUCUUUAAAGAUGACGUCUUCAUCGGGACCGAGUCCACAGGUCACAUGACCCUCCGCCAUGUUUCCCGCUCUGCUGAAGGCCUCUACAGGUGUAGCUUCAGAGGUGUUGGAGAGUCUCCACCCAGCUGGAUCUCUGUCUCAGCUCCACCCACCGAGGAAGCUCCGCCCACUGAGGGAGCUCCGCCCACUGAGGGAGCUCCACCCACUGAGGGAGCUCUGCCCAGUAACUCCACCUCCCUCCAGGUGGAGUUCAGUGUUCUCCGCCACCUGCUGGUUUUCUGUCCGUACUUCAUCUCCACUCUGCUCAUGGUGUCGAUGUAUCGAGGCAGAGCCAAAGAAGCCAAACAAGCCGUCUCCAGGGCGACGCCCUCCGGUGCCCAGGCUGAGCAGGGAUUGGACGACGGCGUGAUGAUGUCAUAACCAGUAUAAGCAGUCAGCGUCCUCUCUGAGGAUGAGGAGCUGUUGUUGUCAUGCAGAAUGAAUAAAACCUUCAGAUUUUCACUUGA
Molecule: messenger RNA, 1097 nt
Organism: Salarias fasciatus (jewelled blenny)
Lineage: Eukaryota; Metazoa; Chordata; Actinopteri; Blenniiformes; Blenniidae
Exons: 6
Coding region: 166-1011 (281 amino acids)
Biological process (GO): immune response; cell surface receptor signaling pathway
Cellular component (GO): external side of plasma membrane
Molecular function (GO): transmembrane signaling receptor activity
Source: RefSeq, a predicted model, not a curated record